Mus pahari (shrew mouse) is the source of this 702-nucleotide messenger RNA. It is a transcript of the gene Lbhd2, whose product is annotated as LBH domain containing 2. The record is from RefSeq and is a predicted model, not a curated record. The coding region runs from base 145 to 450 and encodes 101 amino acids. Lineage: Eukaryota; Metazoa; Chordata; Mammalia; Rodentia; Muridae. The transcript is spliced from 4 exons.
UCGCCAGCGGUGAGUGUCGGUGAGUGUGCAGGAGGCACAACGCCCCCUCCCCACCCUCGCCCGCAGGGUUCAGUCCUCCGAGGUGCACCUUGGCAGCCAGGGGUGGGGAGGAGGGCGAGUGCGCCCAGUAGCAACAGCAACAGCAUGAGCACCCCACAGUCAGCCGCACCAGAGAGCCCCACUGAGGGCCCCAGAGGCCCAGAAGGGAAGGCUGCAGUAGGUGUCCGGGAGAAGGGCCCUCGGCUCUGUCAGCGACUGCCCUCUAUUGUGGUGGAACCUACUGAAACGGGUGCCGUGGAAAGCGGGGAGCUGCGUUGGCCACCCGAGGCUCCUUCCCCAAGUCCAUCAGGGAAGGAAGCAGAUGAUGAUGUCAUCCAGGGUGCUGACUCCGGGCACCAGGCAUUCCCUGCUCCAGUAACAGAUGCGGGUGUGGCAGGCUCUGCUCUCUGACCACCAAGAGGACCACCAUCCCAGGAUGACAGGCUGGUUCACAGAAAAGGCUGGGCCCACCCAGGAAACCCAGAUCACCAAGCUUCCUGUCUGGCUAGGUGUGCCCAGGACUCCGGCCCCUGCCUUUGCACUCCAUGGCCCAGAUCUGGAACAUACGAUACCCCUCUAUGUUCAGUGGCUUGAAGCAGAAAUAAAAGCGUCCUUCCUGGUGGCUACGGGCACCUUCAUGGGCACUUGAGCUGCUGGGCACAA